Molecule: messenger RNA, 1542 nt
Organism: Encephalitozoon intestinalis ATCC 50506
Lineage: Eukaryota; Fungi; Microsporidia; Unikaryonidae
Product: Spk1-like Ser/Thr protein kinase
Exons: 1
Coding region: 1-1542 (513 amino acids)
Biological process (GO): mitotic DNA damage checkpoint signaling; protein phosphorylation
Cellular component (GO): nucleus; cytoplasm
Molecular function (GO): protein serine/threonine kinase activity; ATP binding
Source: RefSeq, a predicted model, not a curated record
AUGAAGAAGUACAAGCUUCACCGAGUGAUUGGAGAAGGGGCAUCAAGCACAGUAUAUGGCGGGGUAUCUGCAAUUGGGGAGGAGGUAGCUGUGAAGGUGGCAUCCCGCCGAGGAAGGUCGGGAGGAAUGGUGUACAGAGAAAUGAAAAUGCUAAGCUCAUUCCACCACGAAAAUAUUGUUAAGGUUGUUGACAAGUUUGAAUCUGCAAACCAUGUGUAUAUAGUUGAAGAGCUGUGCGAUCUGAAUCUUGUCUCGUUUCUCAAUGAGUAUGAGGUUGAUGAAGAUGUAGCCUUGAAGAUAUUGAGGAUGAUACUGUGCGGAUUGAGACACAUACAUUCCAUGGGAGUUAUCCACAGAGACUUGAAGCUGGGAAAUAUACUUCUAAAGGGAAAUACAGUGAAAAUUUGUGACUUUGGGCUCUCCUGCUAUGCGGAGGAAAACAGCAAUGAAUUCUGUGGGACAAUGGACUACCUUGCACCUGAAGUGAUUGAGGGAAGGAAAUACUCCCAGGGGGUUGAUAUAUGGUCUGCGGGAAUAGUGUUUUAUGUACUUCUUACGAAGAAAAAGUUUUAUGAAUCCUUGAGUUCUUUGGAGUGUUCUAAGGAACUUAAAGAUCUUCUUGGAAAGUUGCUUGAGAAGGAUGCCAACAAGAGGAUUAGUGCAAGCGAGGCGCUUAUGCAUGAAAGCUUUAGUAGGUUUAUACCUAGAUGCGAAGAUUUCAGAGAUCUCCCCAACUUUGAGAAGAAUACAAGAUAUGGAGUUAUGAAGAAGACCAGAGAUCUGGUUGAACUAGGAGAUGCCCGGAUAGUGGCUAGAAAAAAAGAAAGGCAUGGAAGUGGAAGAAGACAUGGGGAGGAAAAGUGUUUAUGUGGGGAGGAGUUUAUAUACUCUGUGUUUAUUGGGAACGAAGAAACCGAGCCUGUAUUUGUCACAAAUGGAGGUUUGAAGGCCUUAAGUCUCCUCACAGGACAUGUGAAAAUGAUGAGGGAAAGAAUUCCCAAGAUAAUAAUCGACAAUGGUGGAAACAAGUUCUAUUACAUGUUUUCCGGAGGGUUUGUGUAUGUUACGAGAGAGUUUACUUUGAAAACUCGAGGCAAAGGGUAUGAAGUGAUUUAUUUGGCUGGGGAAAAGAAGUAUUCGGAAAAGAUUCCAGACUUCUUAUACGAAACCAUUAUGGGGAUGAAAGCCAGAUGUGAGGCAAUAGACAGGGAGGUAUGUUGGUUUUUGAGGGAAUCACCUGUACUGGUGGACUGUUCCUCACACCAGCAAUUUUCGAUGUCAUACAUAUCUCAAGUGAGUGAGAUGAGCAUCAGAAACAGAACACUCUAUGAUUACAUCGAAAACACAGGAUGGUGCAUAAGAAAUGGACUGAGUUUCCUGUUUUUGAUGAACGAUGGAGAAAGAUUUGAGGUUCUAUGUGAAGAUCUUAUGGUCCGGUACAAAGAGAGAGUUUUUCCAAUCGACAACAGACUUCCUCAGAAUCUUAAACACUACUUGAAAAGAAUAUGCUCCUUCUUCCGGGGAAUCCGCGAUGGGCUCUAG